UUGCUCUGUUUCCCAGGCUGGAGUGCAGUGGCACAAUCAAAGCUUACUGCAGCCUUGAAUUCUCAGGCUCCAGCAGCUCUCCUGCCUCAGCCUUCCAGGUAGCUAGGACCACAGGCACACAUCGCUAUGCCUAGCUAGUUUUUUAAAAAUUUUUUGUAGAGAUGGGUAGCUCGCUUUGUUGCCCGGGCUGGUUGAACUACUGAGCUCAGGUGAUCCUCUUGCAUUGGGCUUCCAAAGUGUUGGGACUACAGGUGGGAGCCACAGUGCCUGGACUGAUUCAUGAUGAAAGUGUGAUUACCAUAAAUGCUGCAAAGAUGCAUUGGAGGUUAAAGAGAUCACAACAAAAAAACCAGAUUUCCUUUGGGUUUUGGGAAGACUUCCUGGAGAAAUAGCACAGAGGCUGAGCUUGACGUAGAGAGGGAAAUGGCAUGGUGCAUUUCAUGUGCUGAGGAAAGAGAAGGUGGCUGGAAUGCAGAGAGUGAAGGGGACAGAGGGGAGAGGUGAGGCCACAGUUGCAUUGGGGGGGAUAAAAAUUCCUAUCCUAGGAGGAUUGGGGAACCCAUCUGUUUAAGAGUUUAAGGGAUGAGAAAUGAUCAGGUUUGCGUUUUGAAAAUAUCUCUGGGAGUCUACAUGGAGAGUGGCUGUGGGUACCCCAGGUAGCUAUGGGGGAAUCAGAUCGUUGCAGCGAUCUGCUUGAGGAAGGAUGGCUGCUUGGUUGAGUUCUUGGAGGUGGUGAUGGAGACCAGCAGAUGGGUUUGGGAUGCAUCUGAGAAUUGGAGCAUCAGCUUGGUAGUUGGUUAGCUGAGGAGUAGGAAGUGUUAAAGGUGAGAGGCAAAUUUGAUUUCUCAUUGGUGUGGGCAGAGCCCCCAACCCCCACCUCCUGAGAUUGGGAGUGUUGGCCCAUGAAGGAGACAGGGCAGGUGUGACUGGCUCAGGGGGUUGAGUGUAGCCCCUUGGCUGGAGAUUGGCCUACUCUUAAUGAUGGGCCCCUAUUGGUAAACUUGUUUUUGAGCUUGCACUGUGUAGGUAUUUAUUUAUAAAUGAUAUAUAUAUAUAUAUAUACUUCUGUACUAAAAUAGCAUCCUCCUAAUCAGGCAAAUAAUUAAAAACAAAAUAGGAUGAGAAAAAAAGCUAAGCACCCAUAAAAAUUUUCAUCUUUUUUUUCCCAAACUUUACCAUGGGGACCAUUGCUUUAGGCCAUGGGGAGCCCUUAAUGAGUUUUAGGGUGGCGAUGGCCAGUCAGAUGGGUGUUGGGGAAAGAGCACUCUGCAAUCCAGGGUCUCUCCGGUGAGUUCUGCCCAGGCCAGGGACCCAAGGGAGAGGUGCCCAUGCAGUCUUGUCAUGUGUGGCCUGGUAAGUCAGGGACGUGAAAUUGUGGCAUAAUUACUAUCCCCCCAGAAGUGAUAUUGGCAAUAUCGUAACAGGUGUGUGAGGGCUUAUUGGUGUUUGAUGUUUGCUAGUUUGUGUGUGCUCAACCCACGGGAAGAAGUGGCAAGGCCUGCUCCCCUGUGGUCCAGCAGGUUCCUGUCUAGAGGACUGAAGGCUGUACUUAGCCAGGGAGAGCCAGAUCUGUAGAGAGCAUCAUGUGGGGAUACAGUGCCCGUUCUCAGCACCUCCACUACUUGCAAUGCCAUCAGCAGCCAAUUCUGAGCCCGUGUGGGCUACUCUUCUCCUUUUUUCUGGUGGAUUGAUAAUAAUACUUCCCUACUGAACUCCAAAGACUGAAAAUGAUGCAAAGUGAAUUGUUUCUAUCUUUGAAAUCCAAACGUUUCUCUUCGUUCACUCUCCAAAUCCCUUCUAGCAAAUUGGUAUCGCCGCUCUCCCUCCGUCCCUGGGUUCUCGGAGGCUAAUUCCGUUCCAGCUCGCUCCAUUUAGCUCUUUCUUCGAGCAGAACCCAAGCUAGAAUCCUGCCUUCCAGAGAAUGCUUUAAAAAGCCUUGUUUCCCAAUAUACUGCGUUUCAGUUUUCCACGAGUGCAGCCGUGCUUGGGAGAGGCGUACGAGCUGCUUUUACAUGUGAGAGGUGAGCAAAUCAAAGGUGAGCCCGUUCUGCCUCAGUGAGGCCUUUUGUGUAAAAAGGACCUUCUGGAGUAAAGCAAUCAGGCUGACUGACAACUGCCGAGGCACAGUGCUGCUCUGUGGGAUAACUUGGAGAAAAAUCAGGGCCAAAACAGACAAAAGGAUGUCCAGAAACUGGAGGUGGGGAAGCCUGAGUGAGAUCAAACAGCCUGAAAAUGUGUCUUCCAUCCAUUUAGGACUUUGCGGGGACUGAGGUUGGCGGGGCUGGCUGAGGAUGUCAACAUUUUAAAUUUGUCGCUUUGACUUCCCGAGCUUUAUCUCCCAUGAGAUCAAAGCGGAGAGACUAGGAGUUGUCACUGCCGGCUUCAGUUUCAGGCUAUGCUGGGGUACCCUUGCUUUAUGACCUUGGAGUUUCUUGUCUUUGCUUGGGGUGACGGGUUCAUUUCAGACAAGAAGUGACAUGUAUGUUGUGGUCUUUUAUUCAGAGUGGGAGCUCUUAAAAAGACUGGGAAGCAGCUUGGAGGGCCAGUCCCGUAUUUUCCAAGGAUUCCGGAAUCCAGGAAUCCAGAAGUUUCUAUUUGUUAGCCUUGCUGCUCCUCCAAGGAGCCAUCCUGAGGCAGUUUAGUCCUGCAUGGAGAGACAAGGCACGGGCCUGAAGAAUUCCUGCCCCCUGCUGUAUAAUAAAUCUGAUACUAAAAUUAGUGCUGGCCUCUCGAGCCAUUAUUCGUACUGAGAUGAUAAAGGAGUGUGUGUGUGGCAGGCUUGGCUUUCAGGAUUGGAGGAGGUUGCUUUAUGUCAGAUAAGUGCCCUGGCCUCGAGAUCAUUAUCUUAUGGCAGUCUCUCCCCCGUUCCCCUGCUUCCUCUCCUCCUUCUUCUGUUUUGUUAGGGGUAGGAGUAGGUAGGGGUGGAUAGAGGAGAAAUAUUUUAGCUUGUCUUUUGGUUUUGUGUAAGUCUCUGUCACCGUAGGUAGAUGUUCCUUGAGAAUCUUUCUGAAGGUUUUAUAAUUGAGUCUUUUACCUCCGCGACAAGAUGUUAUUCACUUUCUCUAAAGCAUUUACUUUAUGCUCGGGGUGGGGAGGGGCAAGACUUGUUUUUUCAGGGAAAUAUGUCUUUAGGAGAGACUUGCUCUCAGGGCAGCUCAGUGGCCAGCUUAUGACUCUAAUCACUGAGGCGGGAUCUGGGCCCCUCGCUGAAUGGCCGUCCUCUGGCAGGGCGAUUUUGCUUUUAAAAUAACCAUGUUCACAUUUAACAGCAAACGGCUGUGACGAGAGUUGUAUUUAAUUUCAAAUUGCCCAUGUCCAGUAACCCCCUGUACCUCUUUAAACAAUCAAAUGUUUUUAAUCUUCCCGCAGCUGUGUUCUCUGUGUGGGGGCUUGGCAUUUUUGGAAGAGGAGGGGGCUUCUGUGCCUCCUCUCCACUCCCUUUCUUUUCCCUUUCAAACUCACUGGGACUUCGUGAAUUUGCUAUUUUGCUAAUGGGGGAAUCUGGCCAGUAAAGUCUCAGAGUGAGUGCUGGGAAGUUUCUAAGCAGAGGCCGGGCUGGGUCAGUCAGUAAUGUCAGCCCCCGGGGCUGAAGUGCUUCCUUUGUGGGCAGAACCCAGAGGCCCUUUGUAACUCUGACCCAUUAAAGAGUCCAUAACUUUUUCUCCCCAUUCCCUGCCUCCAGCUUCAGGGGGGGCUUGAUUUGUCUGUUAUAAUCAGAAACAGAUUUUGGGCUCCUGAUCCAUUAUAGAUGUGUUUGAGAUGGAUGCCAAACCUGAAGCCACUUGAGGAGCAUGUGAAAAUGUGUGUAGAUACAAAGGAAAGAAAGGAAGAGAGAGGACGAGGAAAGAAAUAGCCACUUCCAAAUCCCCCAAACCAGAAACAAUCCUGAAAUGAUAACACAUGGGAAAAAAAAUCUCCAUCCAGGCCCUGAGAAAGCAUGGGAGGAGAAAAUUUGGCUCCAAAGUCAGCCAAGUUGGUGCUUCGUCUGGGAUGAACAGCCCAGUGAAGGAGGUUGAAGGAGUCGGAAGACGCACGUGCGCUCCCAGAAGUGUUUCAGGUGGGGCCUCCCGGGUCCAGGGGCACAUGUAUCUCAGGCUCGGAGCUGAGGGUAGCAGGUGGGUGAGGACGCAGAGGGAGCACUCACGUUGUGCCCAGCAGGCCUGUGUUUCUAUCCAGAAGACCCUUGGGUUAGGAAAUAUUGAUUGCUUUGUAUUUGUAAACAAUCUUUAAGGGAUCCAGGGCCAACACAAAUAGCCAACUUCAGGGGAGUAAGUGUCCUCUCAAUAGGGAAGCCCAUUGCUCUGAUUUUCUGGAUCGACAUGGCCCCAGAUUUAUUUUCCUUUUUAAUUCCCAAAAGGGGCCCGCUGUGUUGAGCAUUGCCCAAGUAUUGGUUUCUUUUCAUCCCUGUUGAAUUUUUUUCCCCUCUUUAAUAAAAGAGUCAGCUGAGUUGGCUGUGCUGGGUCCUCCACCCAGUGGUGGUUGUCCUGGGGACGCCUGGCUGCAGGGUUUCAAAGGUGGCCCUCAUUUCAGCUGUCCUUGAGGCUCACUCCUGUGUUCCCCCCACCCCGCCUUUCACCCCGCACCCGCCACCUCCCAGAACGUUUGCAGUGCAGCUGCUGGCCCAGAACUCAAACUGAUGUGUCUCUCACUCCAAACAAAAAAUAAACCUGUGUGCUUUAUGUAUGUGUUUUAGAGGUGUGCCUGUGUCUUUUUUCUCUUGACAAGUUCAUUCCCUGCAGCUGUGCAGUCACAGCGCACUUUGAAAUCUGCAGCAUAUAUAUAUAUUUUUAAGUGAGUAAGUAUGAAGAGAUGGGGAAAUGUGGUUUGACUGUAAUCCCACAUAAAACACUCUGACCCCGAUUUUUUAAAAAGUAUUUCAUUAAAAUACUGUAGGAGACUGUUACCGAGAAGAAUAAAGUUUCCGAGUUGAUGGGAUUCUUGUGUCUCCUAGUGUAGGGUUGAUUUUCUUUUUACUUUUUUUGGUGGUUACUAUGGAGAUGAGAAGCUUGGGGCCUAAUGGUGUUGUCUGCCCCCAAGGCAGGAGGGCUCGUUGGCACAGGUAGCCUCUGGAUCAACCUCAGCCUCAUCUGCUGGGGAUGGGAGUUUAGUUGGCCAGGGGUUUAUCCUGUGCCCUCAUCAGCUAGAAUUAAAAUGACCUUUUUUUUUUUUUUACCUGGGAAGAAACGUUGGUAACAAUUUCUCAAAACUAUGGAGCUCAGCAGUGAUUAGUUUUCAGAUUUUCUCUUUCUUUAACCCCUCCCCUUUCUGGAAGCCUUGUAGGAGGAAAGGGGCGGUUCUUCUGUGCGUAGAUUGGCUUCGGGUUUCUUAGAAUUUUCUUCUUUUCACCUUAAAAAAAAUUGUUUGCAUCCCUCCUCUUAGAUAAGCAUCCAUCAACAUCCCUGUUAGAGCCCAGUGCAGAGGGUACCCUGAGGCACAUACAUUUCAAGGUUAGAUAGCAACAGACUUUCAGAGUAGCCAGUGUUUCAGGGGAGGGAGGGUUCUUCGGGUUCAAGGUUACCCAUUUUUCCCCCUGCUAGGAAGAAAGCCUUUUUGUUUUCUUUUGCCGACUUCUUCCAAUAGCUUCGAGCAAAUAGAUUAGCAACCCAGCAGAAACCAAACCAGGGAACAAGUAAAGGGGAAGUCGCAGAGGGCCCUAGGCUGGGGGCUGGCUGCCGCCGAGUAGGCCAGCUUGCGGUUUUCCCUUUUCACGUUGAACUGCAUUGUCUCAGGGUUCGCUGGUAUUCACAAAAUCAGAAAGGAAGGUGGGUGGGAGGGGGCAUUUUUCAGGAGAGGCUGGGGUGCCGGGAAAGUAUGCCCAGCUGUGUGUUAUUAGCAGGCUUCAAAUAAAGUUUCUGGAAGGUUCGGGCCCCUACGGUCAUGUCUGGGAAGCUUCUGUGUUCUUAGUAGGUGUUUUGAAAUCCGUGGGAUGAAACUGAACGUUUAAAAACAGUUACAGGAACAUCUCCCCAAAUAGGGAUUCCUGAGAAUUUCUGUGUACGUGGAACUCUAUUUUCCUAUCAAGCAUCAUUAUAUUUUUAGAAGUGUUUUCUUUUCUUGCCCGUCAGCCGAGCCUCCUACCACUCACUUUCUGUUGUGUAGUUCUGAUUUUCUGAAUAGAUGUUUGGAUGAUGAGGGGUUAUGUUAUGUUAAAAAAUGCUAAAGAAUAUGCCUUAUCACGUGAAUCAAUACCUUUUUAUUCAACAUGGAUGGAGUGGGAGUGGAGACCCAGUCUGUUUUAUGUAACUACGAUCUGACGGCGAUGGUCACAAGAACAAAGAAAAUAUUCGUAGGCGGAUUAUCUGCGAACACAGUAGUGGAAGAUGUAAAGCAAUAUUUCGAGCAGUUUGGCAAGGUGGAAGAUGCAAUGCUGAUGUUUGAUAAAACCACCAACAGGCACAGAGGGUUUGGCUUUGUCACUUUUGAGAAUGAAGAUGUUGUGGAGAAAGUCUGUGAAAUUCAUUUCCAUGAAAUCAAUAAUAAAAUGGUAGAAUGUAAGAAAGCUCAGCCGAAAGAAGUCAUGUUCCCACCUGGGACAAGAGGCCGGGCCCGGGGACUGCCUUAUACCAUGGACGCGUUCAUGCUUGGCAUGGGGAUGCUAGGAUACCCCAACUUCGUGGCAACCUAUGGCCGCGGCUACCCCGGAUUUGCUCCUAGCUAUGGCUAUCAGUUCCCAGCCCUAUUACCAUAUUUAAAUGCAAGCUUCCCGGCAGCGGCUUAUGGACCAGUGGCAGCAGCGGCAGUGGCGGCGGCCAGAGGAUCAGUCCUGAAUAGCUACAGUGCUCAACCGAAUUUUGGCGCGCCCGCUUCCCCGGCAGGCUCCAACCCGGCGCGGCCCGGAGGCUUCCCGGGGGCCAACAGCCCAGGACCUGUCGCCGAUCUCUACGGCCCUGCCAGCCAGGACUCCGGAGUGGGGAAUUACAUAAGUGCGGCCAGCCCACAGCCGGGCUCGGGGUUCGGCCACGGCAUAGCUGGACCUUUGAUUGCAACGGCCUUUACAAAUGGAUACCAUUGAGCAGGUGCUUUCGUUGCCAUCUCACUCUGAGAGCAUACCUGGAUGUCCAGGCAAGACUGGGCGAAGUUUCUGAGUGGCCCUUUGUUUAGGUGAUGUCCGCAGACCUGGACCCCCACCAGCCUCACUCCCCAUCCCAACCAGAGAUGGUUCACUUCGGAUCGAGGGUUGACUACAUCUCAUCAUCUCAUGAAUCUGCUGUGAUAUAAGCCAACAGCUUUUAAAUGUGUAUAUAACCCAUGAUUUUGGUUUUGUUCUGUUUUGUUUUUCUUGGUGGUCUCCCUCUCCCUUCCUCUCUUCCCAUUCUCCUUUUAAAUCUCUUUGAAUCACAUUUGGUAGUGAUUUUGACUUAGUCCAGUAGUCACAUAGCUUUAAUAUCUAGUUCAAAGCUAACCAUAGUAUAAUUGUUAUAUUAAGGAGUUAUUUUUUUUCUUAAAAAAUUUAUUUUGCUUGUUUUGGUUCUGUUCUCACUUUUAAAGGAUGCUGAGAUGGUAAUAUUACUCUCCAUAUUUUGGUACCAAUUCUGAGACUGUAUGAAUUUUCAGGUGGAACUUUAGCACACACUGAAGCAAAGUUGUAAAGUGCGGGGCGGGAGGUGGGCAUGAGUUUUCUAUUUUGCGUUGUAGGAGAAGUGAGAUGUAGUGAGCUAAUUAACAGACUCUCUAGCAGUUCUUUUUGUGAUGUCUCUUUGUUAAUCUGAGUAUAUCUAUUUUCGGCAAUAAGGUAAGGACGACAGUGUUUUGAGUGUCCUCCUUUUCUAUAAGUGCUUUUUUUCUGUUGAAAGAGGUGAUAUUAUAAGGUUUUUUGAAAUUGUGAAUUCUAAAAAGAAAUGUUGUAAAUACAAUUCCAUUAACUACAUAGAAACUAUUAAGAAAGAGAGAAUCAAAAAUAUUUUUGUGAGGGAGUCGGUCCCAGGCAGUUUGAUGCUCUGUGGAAGGAGGCGGGAAGGGAAUGUUGGCCAAGUCAGUUACUGAGAUGAAGAACGCCCAGCUGCCAGGACCACCCCAGGACAAGUUAGAGCACUGUUUAGCUCCUUUGUCUGUGUGAUAGACCUAAGAACUGUAUUAGUGUCGUACCAGCCUAUUAACCUCUCGUCUGUGCACAGCUUCAAAUGUUACUGUCUAGUUAGAUUUUUAUUUAAAAUAUGAAAAACUGCUUUUCCCAAGACGUUUUUUAAAAACAAAGCUACAAUUUUAAUAUUUAACAUAUUUAAAGUUUCAAAGCACACCUGUUUGGCUUGGGUGGGGGUGGGGUGGGGGGGGCAUCCUUUUUCAGUCUUAAUUUUUAAAUAUUUGAUCAUUUUCUAUUGUCCAAUCAUUUCAGCACCUCCAAAGGUCCCUAGGACACUUUGCCUCUCUUCUCCCCCUGCCCCCCACCCCGCUCCCAGAUAUGGGCGCCCAUGGGCCAGGAGUGGAUAAGCCUGCAUUAAUAUAACCUUUCUCCAUUCACUUUCUAUUUACAAAUUAGGAAGGUAACCUUUUGGUUUAUAUAUUUUUUUUAAUACCUCAGUGCUGCAAGUAUCACCAGAGAGGCUAUGGAAGAAUUUUUUUUUAAUUUAUUGUAGAUGUAAACAGAAUUUUAAAAAUAAAAAGUAUAAACAUCACUGCACUGUGACUGGUGGGAAAAACUGACAGUUUCCUCUUUGCACAUGUUUAGCAUUUGGCUGUUAUAAUAUAUGGUCCUCGGUUGGGGAAAGAUACUUAUGAUGAAGGAUAUUUUUUAAUUUAACUUUUUUUUAAAUAUUGGUAAUAGGUCGGCAACAGCAACUAUAGAAGUACAACUCAAUAGAUGGCAUUAAAACAUAUUGUAGUGUGGAUAUAUAUUUUUCUUUUUUAAAAUGUGAUAUUGACGUUUUAUUAAUAUUUUUUAAAUUGUUACGUUUAUAAAUUUGGUACUUAAGGCACAGCCAGUAUGAGACACUGAAUGCGACAUUUAUUAUAAAGAGCUGCUGCACUCCUAUUUUUAUAAAUUUUACUAACAAAGUAGACUAAUGUAGACAUUCACAGACAUGGUAGGGCAAAAGCAUCUUCAAACUAAAGACUUCAAAAUGCUAACUCAGAAAGAAAGAAAAAAAGCCUUUUUCAAUUCUAAUGAAACAGCAACAACAUUUUUUUUAAUUAAAAAAAUAAUCAUGUUCUUCGUUUUCCUAAUAAAAUGUUAGGUUGUUUGGUGAGGUUUUUUUUUUUGCCGUUUUUUUUCCUUUGUGUGUUUCUUUUCUUUUCCCCCAAACAACCAGAUUAAGUAAAAUGCUGAGCGCUUUUAAAAUAUCAAAACUUGUUCAAGUCAUAAAACAACAAAACAGAAGUUUUAUUUAAAAUUUUUAAAAAAAAAGAAAAAAAUAGUAAAUUCCCAGAAAUUCAGUGUUUAGACUAGGGAAUUUGAUUCCUGUUUUGUCCAUGUUGGUGAUGUACUGUACUUCCCUUCCUUUUCUCUGCAUCCCCGGUCACCUCAUAGAAGACUCUUUGUUGAUCAUUGUAUGUUAAUAAUGUAUAAAAUGGCUAUCUUGUAAGCGUGCUGUCCUGGUACUAGUGUAGCGACUUUUUUUCUCCUCUUUCUUCUAGUACAUAUUGAUAGGUAUAACACAAUUAAGGUUUAAAAAAAUUAGACAUAGUUAUUCAGAUUUAGGACCAGUAAGGAUAGAACUUUCUCUUAUUUAUGAAAAACAAAAAAUCCUAAUAAUUUUGGGGCAGUUUUUUCCUUUAAUUGUUUUUCUUUCAAUUUCAAGUUUAAUUUUGUUUUAGCUGAUCUGAUGUGGUUUCAACUAACCCACGGUCUCACCAUGUUAGAAUGCCGGCGGACUCUACGGCAUUUUGUAGAUCCCCCCCACUGUGAAGGGGUGCCAUACUACCUUAAAUGCUAAUGCUAGAUAUGCAAAACUGGAUUUUUUUAAUUUAUUUUUUAAAAGAGGGAGGCAUGGUAUAUUAAAAUGAUUUUACUAAGAGAAAAAAUAUUUUUUUAAGAAUGCUCAGAAGAAAUUGAUAAUCUGUGUGAAUAUGUUUUAGAUGUUUAUAUACCUUUUGAAGAGACCCAGUAGCCCAUAGCACAAAUCUUGUGGAAAUCCGAUAUGUUUUAAUGUGGCUACCUAGGUUAAGGUUCACGUUAGUCCCCCCAUCCAUCUAGAAGUCCAUUUUGAAAGAUUUUUGUAAAUUCUUUUAGCACUGAUGUUCAGCCUUGUCUUUGUUUCAGUUAAGCUCAGUGGCGAACAUGGGAACCACCUUUCGCCUUCCCUGGGAUAGAAACCCUCUUGGCUGAUGGCUUUUCCCCGGAGUUAUCAAACAGCCACCGGGUGACUUUCUGGCUUCCAGAUCCAUCUGCCUGAGACCCCCGAACUCCUCCCCUCCCAAGCAGAGGAGAGUGAGUGGCAUUAGCUCCCAGACCCCAUUCCUGGUUCCACCUGGGCAUGGGGCUGAUGGAGAUGACCAAGUCUUGGUCUGCUCUCUAGGAGCUCCCACGGACUUGGCUCGUGGCCUUCCUCACACCCAUUGGGAAAACCAAACAGCCUCACGCUCUAUCCCAGUCGCCCAUUAGCUUGAUUCAAAUGAAGCCCCAACAGGCCUUUGCGUUUUUAUCCUUCAUAACCUUCAUCUUAAUUUGAACUUGUAGCUUGGACUUUAAGGUAGCAUGGCUCUAUUGCUGUCAAUUUACUGUUUCACUGCACAGCAAUCACAGCCAGUGAAUGUUACACACAUCUUGCUAGACUAGUAUAAAAAUCAUUGGGUAAUUGUUGGUUCUAAUGACCUGAAAGGUGUUCAGUUUUUGUUCUUGGUUUUGUUUUGUUUUUGAUUUCUUGGGGGCGGGUUUUGCUUGUUGUUCUUUUUCAUUUGGGGAUUUUUUUGGGGAAAAAAUGUAUUUUUGGUUCCAAAUAGAAAAACGAAACCUAUUUUGAUCUUUAGUGCAAACGAGGGCUAGGGACUUAGCCUCCACCACCACCACCACCACCACACUGCUUCAUUCUGCCAUUCACUCACUGCAGCAUAUUCAAGAAUCAAGCAAUAUAGUUUACUACAUUUUUUAUUGAAGGUCAGCCAUGCUUUCUGUAUUAUAUUGCAUAUGAAAUUGUUUACAAAAGAAACACUAACUCAUACUUCUCUUUAUCGGUUGCAAGUGGCACACAGGGACAGGGAGAGUGGGGGUUGGUGGGGGAGGGGAGAUUUUUUUUUUCUCUUCAAUGUGCUUCACAAGCCAGGCUAUCUUCCAAGGGAGGCAGACAGUGGGUAGAGCAGAGGGACUGACUGCAGGCAAGCACAUUGAAGAGAGACACUGGCAGGUUUCCCCACCCUCACCCCAAAGCAGAAAACUAGCAGAUGUCAGCUCAGCCCCAUCCUGGGCACAGACACUACACAAGGAGACGCUGGAAGUUAAGCAAUACUUUAAUACUGUAAUAUGUUUGUUUUCUUUUUCUUUCUUUUUUUUUCCACCAAAAAAAAGUAAGUAAACUAAAACACAAAAACAUAUAAAUAAAAUCCACCCCUUCUGUCGGGGGCAAGGGGGGCAACCUUAAUCCGAACACCUGGCUAUCAAAUAAUCAGAAUGUAUUGUCUCAGACAGGAUUUCAGUUCCGGGAGGCAGGGGCGUGAUGGGGGAGGGGGCUGGAGGCUGAGAGACAAAAGUUCCAGAGCCUCCCUCGAAGGUUCUCUACUACUGUAUUCUGUACAUAAUGUACCAUCCCGUGUGGAAUCUGUGAGUGUCCUCUUAAGUAGCGUGGGCUAGCCAAUCUGCCGUUCAUGGUGUAUUGUAAACUCCGAAUUCCAUAUGUAAUAGGAUGCAAGUCUAAGCGUUUCAUGUGGACAUAAAUGUAUCUAAAUAAAACUUUCCCUAGCACUGUGGCUGACCUCACCCUUACUUUUAUACUUUAGUAUGAAACUGAUGAGAACUUUGGUAGUGAGUAUUUUUUUUAUAUAUAUACAUAUAUAUGUAUCUAUCUAUAUAUAUAUAUAUCUCAAGCAUCUUUCAGGUCUUUGUGUGUGGCUUUCUUAAAGCCCUGUUGUAAAAAAUUACUAUGUGGAUGGCAGUCUCUCACAUCACAGAUGUGGAAAGUAUAAUUUUAUAUUUGUAUUUUCAAAUAAAUAAGUUUGUGAAAGGUUUCCAUCCUCUACUGUGGUCCAGAAAUCAAUGUGUUUGUCUGACAAAAAAAAAAAAUAAAAUAAAAUAAACUGUUUUGAA
Messenger RNA from Callithrix jacchus (white-tufted-ear marmoset), 12172 nucleotides. RefSeq names its product musashi RNA binding protein 2 (gene MSI2). Lineage: Eukaryota; Metazoa; Chordata; Mammalia; Primates; Cebidae. The record is from RefSeq and is a predicted model, not a curated record. Gene Ontology annotation, biological process: central nervous system development; regulation of translation. Gene Ontology annotation, cellular component: cytoplasm. Gene Ontology annotation, molecular function: mRNA binding.